CUUAUAUGACCUUUUUUUGUCUUCUUCAAGCAUCUUAAAAGAAAGUCAAUAUUUCUUCUAGGUUGUUAGUUCUUUUGAAUGUUUUGAUAAGUCAUAAUGCACCUUAAAUGAUCAUCCAGAUUUUGUUUAGUGCUUCAAAAGCAUCUUGAAAGGUCACCUUAAAGGUUCAAUUUUUUAAAGGAUUGACUGAGUUCAUAUCCUUUUAUUUUUUAUUCUUUGGCGAAAACUGGUAAUCCAAUGCACAAUGGAUUUGCAAUGGAUUUGAACCAAAUCCAGUUAGCUUUACGCUGUUGUGGGCAGCUUCAAGCUAUCAAACAUGCUAAAUCACUUCAUUCCCAUAUAAUAAAACUUGGCCUUUUCAAUCACGUUUUUCUCCUAAACAACAUGAUCUCUGUCUACGCAAAAUGCUCCCAUUUUGACGAUGCACGAACCCUUUUCGACGAUAUGCCUCACAGGAACAUAAUUUCUUACACAACAAUGGUCUCUGCACUCACCAAUUCCGGGAGACCCCAAGAUGCUCUCACACUCUAUAACCACAUGCUGGAAUCUAAAACAGUGCAACCCAAUCAGUUCUUGUACUCAGCGGUUCUCAAGGCAUGUGGAGUCGCCGGUGAUGUUGAAUGGGGCAAGUUGGUUCACCGACGAGUAUAUCGGGCAAGGUUAGAGUGUGACACUGUUCUGAUGAAUGCCCUCUUGGACAUGUACGUCAAAUGUAGAAGCUUGGCUGAUGCAAAACGAGUUUUCUACGACAUGCCGAGUAAAAAUUCUACUUCAUGGAACACCCUCAUUCUCGGGUAUGCCAAGCAGGGUUUUGUGAAGGAUGCGUUGGAUCUGUUUGAUCAAAUGCCAGAACCAGACAUUGUGUCUUGGAACAGCAUCAUUGCCGGUCUUGCAGAUACUUCUAGCUUCCAUGCAUUACAGUUUGUUUCUAUGAUGCACAGGAAGGGCCUUAAACUUGAUGCAUUCACAUUUCCAUGUGCCCUCAAAGCGUGUAGUCUGCUUGGCAAGUUAACUGUAGGGAGACAGAUUCAUUGUUGUAUUAUCAAGUCAGGGUUUGAGUGUAGCUAUUACUGUACAUCAGCAUUGAUUGAUAUGUAUUCGAAUUGCAAGCUAUUGGAUGAAGCAAUGAAUAUAUUUCAUAAGAACUCUCCUCUUGCAGAAAGCUUGGCAGUGUGGAAUUCCAUGCUUUCAGGGUUUGUUGCCAAUGGAGAUUGGUGGAAGGCUCUCAGUAUGAUUGCUCAUAUGCAUCAUUCUGGUGCACAGUUUGAUCCCUAUACCUUUAGUGUUGCUUUAAAGGUCUGCAUCCAGUUUGAAAACUUGAGGUUGACAUCUCAAGUGCAUGGAUUGGUCAUCACUAGUGGCUAUGAGUUAGACUAUGUUAUUGGAAGCAUUUUUAUUGAUCUAUAUGUAAAACAAGGCAAUAUUAACAAUGCAUUAAGAUUGUUUGAAAGGUUGCCAGAUAAAGAUGUUGUGGCUUGGUCUAGUUUGAUUGUUGGUUGUGCUAGAUUUGGUCUAGAUACAAUGGCUCUUUCCCUCUUCAUGGAUAUGGUUCAUCUGGAUCUUGAGAUUGAUCAUUUUGUCCUUUCAAUUGUUCUGAAAGUUUCUUCAAGUUUGGCAUUGCUUCCAAGUGGCAAGCAAAUUCAUUCUUUUUGUCUUAGGAAGGGAUAUGAAUCAGAGCGAGUUAUUACAACUGCUCUUACUGAUAUGUAUGCAAAAUGUGGUGAGAUUGAGGAUGCCUUAACUUUAUUUAAUUGUCUUUCCGAAGUAGAUACCUUAAGUUGGACGGGGAUUAUUGUGGGAUGUGCACAAAAUGGAAGAGCAGACAAGGCAAUCAGUCUUCUGCAUAAGAUGAUUGAAUCGGGUACAAAGCCAAAUGAAAUCACCAUUAUAGGUGUUCUUUCUGCAUGUAGACAUGCAGGCCUAGUAGAAGAGGCAUGGACUAUAUUUAAGUCUAUUGAAACAAAGCAUGGAUUGACACCAUGCCCUGAACAUUACAAUUGUAUGGUUGAUAUAUUUGCUCAAACUGGACGUUUUAAAGAAGCAAUAAACUUGAUUGAUGACAUGCCGUUUAAGCCUGACAAAACCAUAUGGUGUUCCUUGCUUGGUGCCUGUGGAACUUACAAGAAUCGACAUCUUGCAAAAAUUGUUGCUGAGCAUCUUCUUGCUACCUCACCCGAAGAUGCUUCUGUGUAUAUAAUGCUAUCAAAUGUUUAUGCAUCACUUGGAAUGUGGGAUAAUUUAAGCAGAGUACGAGAAGCUGUCCGAAAAGUAGGUAUAAAAGGGGCUGGAAAAAGCUGGAUCGAGAUCUUUAGUUGAGAAAGCUGGUUAUGUGAAUGGCUUGGUUCAACUAGCUUAAUCGCUCAUUAUAUAUUUCCAGACAACUCAAUGACUGUUCUAACUUAAAAAGGAAUGUUAUGUGACUGGAGUUUGUACGGUGAAAGACAGUCUUUACGUUUUGUUGACUUCAAUUAGAAGGUAAAAGCACGGAAGUGUCUAAUUUUGGAUGGAAGAUACUACAAAUACUACAACGAAAAAUACAAAUUAAGUAUAACGUGCGCAGCAGUUCAAUCCGAUAAGCCUUUGGAUGCUUGCUAUUGCCAUGAGGUUUCACACAUUCAAUGUUUUCCUUCCCCAACCUAGGUACAAACUAAAAAGGAACUCAAAUUUGGUUAAAAUCAGAGGUAUCAGAGUCAUCCACGACACUUGAAUUAAGUCAUCGGGAUUCACGUCUAAGUUAGCUUGACAUGUUCAGCUUACGGUAACAUUGGCCAAUAUUCAUUAUUAUUGACUGUUGAUUUUAGAGAAUGGAUUGCUAAUUCAUUAUUGGUUAGUUAUCUAAAGGUCAAUUUAAUUUAUAAACCAACGGCUCUUUUAUAGUGUUGAGCAAUAAGCGAAAGUCUGUUGCAAGCAUUUUUCGUUUUGUCAUUUGUGUGUAAUAAUUCAUUUUCUCUUAAUAAAUAAUUCUAAGAGAGAUUUAAGAUUAUGAUUAUAUUAAAGACAAAAAAGUGAUAAUGACAAUGCAUUAAUGAUUAUAGGGUUUAGGUGUACUUCUUUUUCUUUUCGUUUGUCCACUUCUGAAAUAAAAUUAUAUCUGUGUUAUCAAGUUAAAAAUAAGAUAAAUGGGAAUAGUAAUUACAAAUUUUAUUAUAUGCAUCAUCUUCCAAAGUAGAUAGAUAAAAAAAUAUGUAGUGUGCUGUAUAAUAACUCCUAGAUUUUAAUGACAAUUUUUAAGCUUUUAGGUUGUCUUUCCGAACAGUAAGUUGAAGAUAUAUUUGGCUGGGAGUUGACUUGUCUUGAAUGAAUCGUUCUGUAAUUUGGAAAUUCCACUGGGGACUAACAUCAUCACUUUCUCAUUCUUCUUCUUUUUGUCUUUUCUCGUUCUGUCCUAUUGCUCGAGUGAGGACAGAUUGAGACACCACUAAGCAGCAGCAAUAAUAUGUUGGAGGUGGACAAGAACCUCUCAAGCUACGUCUUCCACUUUAUGGAUUAUAUGAUUAGAGGGAGGGUGAAUUCUAACUACCUGGUCCGAGGGAAACAAAAGUAAAAUGCUGCUCAAAGUUUGAUGUGUAACAAUUUUGAAGCCGCUAAUUUUCGUAGUACUUACAUUACUUACGUUUUAUGUACUUGAAGGUCAUUCAUGUUCCUUGUUAUGUAUUAGGCUUGGCCCUGAUUGGAACUAUGUCAUGGACCAAUUUGGUUUUUCCAAGCCUCCGUGAUGAGUCGAGGCUGCUUGGUAUGAGUUGCAAGUUUGAACAGAAGUUGGGGCACCUAAAUUUGGAGAGCAGUGUUCUUGGGAAUCCAGUCAACAACUGCAAUACAGUCCAAACCAUACGAACCCGACCCAUCAUCACCAGUAGCUAACACUAGGGACAUGGGUAGGUCCCAUUAGAAGAAGAGAAGAUUAAAUGGUGAACCCCACCUCCUCAUCAUCACUCACUGUAAGCUUCCUGCAUAAGGCCGAGUCAUUUCUGAGCAAAGUCUCUACUGCAUGCUAGUGGCAGUGAGUGACAUUGUGACAGUCUUACAUGGAUUUUAAUUUUUGAAGUCUUCUAUGGAAUUUAUUCUCGUGCCAUGUUUAUUUCUUUCUCAAUCAUCGCACCCACUUUUGUCUCCCGACUCUUACUUUUUUCUGACUUCUUCCUGCUAGCUUUUAUUUUUGUUUCGAUCUUAGCAAGGCAUGUCAAGUUCUGAUUCCUUCACUGUUCCCAAUAACCAGGAAACACUGCCAAAAUUACCGCGAAACUACCACGCCCAAAUGCUUUCCUGCCCACACUUUUCGCGCCAUAUAUGUUUGCUAUCAAAAAAAGCUGAGUUGUCGCUGGUCACUCUGCAGUAGUGUGUAAACCAAACUCAAUCAAACUUCUUUAGCCACAAGCAUUACAGGGACCAGGUGGGUACAUCAUAACGUGGCUGAUGAUAAUUCUCAAGCCUUAGUGCGCCAUAGAAAACAGUUUUUAGUGAUCUGUGUUAUAAUAUUCACAAUUAUCUUGACAUUGGUGGUGAGGUGAUUGUUAAGCCCACGCCGAGUUGCUUAAAUUUGAGUAACGAUGGCCAAUGCGAUCUUAAUCAUAACACAAUGAGUACAAAACAGGAGUCAACUUGUUCCGGAUUCGAUGGAAACGCACUACACACACAAAUCUACAUUUCUAAUAAAAAAAACACAAAUCUAGAUCAUACGCACCGUGAGAUACCCUUAUUAAACCGUUUGUGAAGGACUUACUUGUUCUUAGCUGAUGUCAUGGGAGUUUCUACUCCUCGUCUUAUUUCCUUAUAAUGUUCCUUACAUG
Molecule: messenger RNA, 4787 nt
Organism: Vigna radiata var. radiata (mung bean)
Lineage: Eukaryota; Viridiplantae; Streptophyta; Magnoliopsida; Fabales; Fabaceae
Product: pentatricopeptide repeat-containing protein At4g08210
Exons: 3
Coding region: 238-2316 (692 amino acids)
Biological process (GO): RNA modification
Molecular function (GO): protein binding; RNA binding
Source: RefSeq, a predicted model, not a curated record